Messenger RNA from Cuscuta campestris, 1218 nucleotides. NCBI's taxonomy places the organism in Eukaryota, Viridiplantae, Streptophyta, Magnoliopsida, Solanales, Convolvulaceae. The record is from the annotation of a GenBank genome assembly.
CCAAGGCUUGUAUAAAUAAUAGCCCCCUUUCUUCCACAACUGCAUGCACCACACACUACCUUCACAAACUUAAAAUAAAACACACACACACACACAAGAAGUUCCAUCUGCCGGAAAACAUGGCGGCGGCGGCGGCAAAGACGGUCUGCGUGACGGGUGGGUCCGGAUUCAUCGCCUCGUGGCUCAUCAAAGAUCUCCUCCGCCGUGGCUACACUGUUAAUGCCACUGUCCGCUUUCCCAAGGAUCCAAAGAAGAUAGAUCAUUUGGUGUCACUAGAAGGGGCAAAGGAGAGGCUGAAACUGAUGAAAGCGGAUCUAAUGGAAGAAGGGUCCUUUGAUGCCGCCAUUGCAGGCUGCGAAGGUGUUUUCCACUGUGCAUCUCCCUUCUUCCUCCAUGACACUCCUGAUCCCCAGGCGGAGCUGAUAGACCCGGCGGUGAAGGGGACGCUCAACGUGCUCGGCUCGGCCGCGAGGACGCCGUCCGUCAGGCGAGCCGUCCUGACGUCCUCCGAGGCCGCCAUCGCCUUCAACCGCACUCCCCGGACCGCCGACACCGUGGUGGACGAGACCUGGUGGUCGGACCCCGAUCACUGUAAAGAGAAUGAAAUGUGGUACGUCUUGUCGAAGACGCUGGCGGAGAAGGCCGCCUGGGACUUCGUCCAGUUGAAAAGCGGGGGCGCCCGGUUCGAUCUGGUGUCCAUUAACCCGCCGUGUGUGAUCGGCCCCAUGCUGCAACCCUCUCUCAACCAGAGUUGCGCCAAUGUCUUGAGCUUGAUAAACGGGGGUGAAACAUACCCAAAUGUGGCUUAUGGAUGGGUACAUGUGAGAGAUGUUGUGGAGGCUCACAUAUUAGCAUUUGAGAAACGUGAGGCUAAUGGAAGGUACUAUGUGGCGGAGAGGAGCGCAAAUCCUCCUCAACUUAUAAACAUCUUGGCACAACUUUAUCCCAAUCUCAAAUUCCCUAAAAGGUGUGCAGACAAGAAGCCGUUGGCCCCGGCGUACAAAGUGAACAACGAAAGGGCGAAGAAACUUGGUGUCACAAUCACUCCUUUGGAACUGGCCCUAAAGGAGACUGUUGAGAGCUUGAAGGAGAAGGGCUUCCUCAAAGCCUAAAUCUCUUAUGAGUCAUCACUUAAUUAAACUCUUAUAAGACACUUCUUAAGUUCCUAGAGUUGUAUUGUUGCAAUAAUAACUCCCUAAAUAAAGAUUGUGGUUUCAU